CGAGCGCAUGCUUGGCUGAGUCACGUGAUCCCGAACCCGGAAGCUCGACUCAAAACCCGACGGUUAAUCUACAAACAGUUUGGUUUCAGCGGUUAUCUGGAAACCUAAAGUCUAUAACCAAGGGAAAACAGCUGCUCUGAUCUGCAUUUAAUCGAGAUGACUUACACGCUCAGCCUUGCUGCGGCUCUUUUCGUGGCCUUUAUUGUGUCCGCGAGCAGCUCGGAACCAACCGUGGACCCGAAUGUGGUCAAAGCGGCCAACUUUGCCAUCGAGUCACGGAAUCGAAUGACGAACUCUAUUUAUUUGUAUAAAGUCGUGGACAUCCUGUCUAACUCUGCUGAGAUAAUCCCCCCAGCCCAUGUGAAAUACACCUUACAAGUGCGAGCUGCUCAGACGAACUGCAGGAACAACGGCAGCAUGAACCCGGAGGACUGCAGCGUCGCGGAUAACGCACAGGUGAUGAUCUGCGACUUUGUGGUUUUGGCAGUUCCAGGAGACAACACGGUUCCUCAGUCGCUUCUGUCACAGGACUGUGACUGAUGCAGGCACGACUAAAUUGCAUUGUAGCUGAUUCAGAAAUCUAGAGCUUGUUACUAAGAAAAAGAAGGAGCUAUCUGUUAUCUGUUUUCUGUUUCCUGUAGAAGCUACAUACUGAACGAAACACUAACUGGCAUGCUGUUGUAGAAAAAUAAUCAACAACGAGGUGACAUAAUGCAUUUUGAAGUAAAGCAGUGUUCCUGUUCCCACCCUGUAGUUGAUUAUUUUUCUAUAAAAGAAUGUCCUCAUGUAGUUUAUUCCUUUUUUACCACAGCAGUUUGCGAUCGUUCUUUAUUCAUUAAAGAUUGAUUUUAUACAAUUGUAGUUACAUGAAAUGUCAUGGAACAAGAAAUCCAUAUAUAAAUCGUUGCCAUAGAAACAAUGACACUGUUACAGAAAAUGAAUGAAGAACCUUCUGACCAAUCAGAUUCGCGAAAUCUAAUUUAGCAGCGCUGUGGUAAAAAUGUGUUAGCAUUGUUUUAACGUUAGAGUGGAGGUGUAAUAGCACUUUUAAGCACUUUUCUUCUUUGUCUAAAUGGAUCCAGAGUUAUUAUGUACUAUUAGUAUUAGUGACGUGUUUUAAAUGAAUAUGUAAAUGAACCAUAAUAAGUUGUUGUUGGCGGGGGCUAUUACUUUAUUUUUAGAGGCAAAGAGAGCAGUGUGUGUCACUACAGCAUAAUUAUUAAUGCCUGACCUUCAGUUUGAAUGCAGAAACAUCUAGUUGCAGGAAGAAACAUUCUUGAGAGGCCACAGUAGAUCAUUUGCGUGCUUUUGUACACAUCAGCCAAAACAUUAACACCACUGCCAGGUGAACUGAAUGACAUUAUAUACCAGUAAACUUGUGACAGGAUUAUGAGGUCAUUUAUACCCACAGGGACCAAACACCAGUCCAUCCGACCUGAACCAACAGAAAAACCAAUGUAGCACAAAUUGCUGAGAAACAUCAUUGCUGGCCACAAUAGAGAGGUAUCAGAACCCUCGGUCCACCACAUGGGGUCCAUCAGGCAAAGAGCAUAAGGUUGUUGAUCUGGCCAUCAAAUUCUCCGAAUCUUUUACCGGACAAACAAGUCCAAACCACCCCGCAACCCACAGCACCCAAAAGGGUCCACUGCCAAUGUCACGAGGGGAAACCCAAAACUUAGGUGGUUUUAAUGUUAUUGGUGAUCUGUGUGUGUAAAAAUGCUAAUUGUGUAGAAGAUAAAUGAUCGGAUUUGUGUGGGUAUUUACGCACCACCACUGCUGAUAUUGUUGCAGAUACAAUAAAUACAAUAAACCUGAAUUAAAUAGAAGA
This is a messenger RNA of Clarias gariepinus (North African catfish), 1828 nucleotides long. RefSeq lists its product as uncharacterized. The record is from RefSeq and is a predicted model, not a curated record. The coding region runs from base 157 to 540 and encodes 127 amino acids. The transcript has 5 exons. Gene Ontology annotation, molecular function: cysteine-type endopeptidase inhibitor activity. Lineage: Eukaryota; Metazoa; Chordata; Actinopteri; Siluriformes; Clariidae.